Messenger RNA from Paramacrobiotus metropolitanus, 1952 nucleotides. RefSeq lists its product as uncharacterized. The transcript has 4 exons. The coding region runs from base 236 to 1669 and encodes 477 amino acids. The record is from RefSeq and is a predicted model, not a curated record. Lineage: Eukaryota; Metazoa; Tardigrada; Eutardigrada; Parachela; Macrobiotidae.
UUCUUUUUUUAUAAAAGCAACCACGCGAUUUGCAACUGAACGCUGAUUUCCAUGGACAUUCCAGCAGUGCAAACGAUUAUCCUGUGUCCGCCAAGAGCUGGCUGUGGAUGUGCUGGACGCCGAUGGAAAUUUCACGCGCGGCUUUGUGGUGGAUCGCUCGGAAGAUGGUCUCCUGGUGGAUUUCAACUGCUCCAAGCGGCAACAAGAAACAGUAGCAUUCGACAAAUGUUUUAUAAUGGACGACGAUUUAGAUGAACAGAUUACUGACACGAGCGACAUUGCAGAGAACAUGGAAGUGUUACUGCGGUUAGCGGAAGACCAACCCGAACGAUGGUACCCAUGUAAAGUUCUAUCCCUCCAAUCGCAGACGGGCUGGGUCUACCCGGAAUGGGAUGGUCGACCAACCGGCAACGGGUGGCAGUUGGCGACCGUGACCAGUAACGCUUUCGAUAAUUCACUGGUGGUUAACGACGGACCGUUCUGGCAGCGUCGACGUUUGCGACAGCGUGUACCCCGUAAUGCGGCGACCGCGGAGACGGUCCAGAAGGUAACCGUCAAUCUCUCACCCGCAUCCAUUGAAGCUCUUCGGCACUGCAACAACUCUGAGUUUCGAUACCGCUGGAUGAACCAUACCGGGACGGUGUUAAUGGGCAUUCAAAACGACGUUGCUGUAGUGCUGUGCCGGCGCGAUAUGCUCGAGUCGGUUUGGUCGGAAGGUUGUGAAGACAUUCCACAAGAGCUGCUGGCUUAUGCCCUUGCUAUUGAUAAAACUGCAAUGGAGCGUGAUGUUUACGUUUCAUCCGCAGCCGAUGUUUGUGCUGACUAUACGAGUAAUUUCGAAGAUAUAACCGAGGAUAUUCUGAUGGAAUUAUGUUCGUAUUUCGACAUUUACGAACGACAGAUCAUUAAAAAAGUGUCGGUAUUUUGGCAUAGUGUUUUAUCAUGGCAGUCUCUGGACAAACAACUCAUCGUGCGGGCCAGCAGCUGCAUCAACAACUCCUACGAUCUAGCGCUGGCUAUUCACAAAACUGCUACCCGGGCCACGCGUUGCAUCUACCUAAUCGGAAACUAUCACCGAUGCGUUGUCGCACUGACACGCAUUUUACAGCAUAAGAGCAUCUUCCUCAAUCAUUUGAUAAUAGCUGAUAACGAGUACGUCGCUCCGGAUGAUUUCGUCGACUGCUACCGCACCUACGUUCUCCGCCCGGAAGUGCGGGAUACAUGUGGCGUGAUAAUUUUGCACCGCUGUCAGAUUCUCAUUGAGCGUUGUAUGUUACUCCACGAUGGCAAAACGGGGACGUUGCCGUGUGGAUAUGUCUGCACGUUAUUCAACUGUCAGACAGAUGAACUUCGACUGCAGAGUCGAAAUGCGGAUCCUCUGCAGUGGACCCUGGAUUUCUUCGAGAAACUCGAUACGUUGUGUCCACCAAACGAGGCAGACAGAGAAGCGCUGGACAAACGGAUGGAGGUGGUGGAUAUUUUGGGUUUUGUAUCCGACGGGCAUUUCGAUCUAUUGGCCCAGUGCUUGCAAAAGUUGCAUGUGGAGCCGCCGGAACGUAAUUUGAACUGGCUGAAGGCAGUGCAACGUGGUCGCCCUUUGUGGCCCUAUCCGAAUUUGGGAUAUCACGCCGUGUGCGGAUGGUUGCAAGUCAUCCAGUUUGCUGAAUAAUACAAUACUACCAAGGAAGUGGCUGUUUCCUUCUGUUGAGAAGCGAUAUAAAAAUCUGCGCUUGCAAUAAUUGCCGUAGCAGUGGCGGAAAUGUUAUCUCAGUGAUGUACGCAAGAACAAACAUUUUUAAGUUUUACUCUUAAGUUGCUUUUUAAGUUUUAUGGUAAAUCUCAAAGAUUAUACAUAUUUAAUGAACUGCAGGUAUUGAAUUAUCUAUGCGCUCUUACAAGACGGUAUUGGUUGAUUGGUUUACUUCUUAAUUUAACAUUUAAGCACUAUUAUU